Molecule: messenger RNA, 299 nt
Organism: Mixia osmundae IAM 14324
Lineage: Eukaryota; Fungi; Basidiomycota; Mixiomycetes; Mixiales; Mixiaceae
Exons: 4
Coding region: 37-297 (86 amino acids)
Biological process (GO): negative regulation of ATP-dependent activity
Cellular component (GO): mitochondrion
Molecular function (GO): ATPase inhibitor activity
Source: RefSeq, a predicted model, not a curated record
CACACAGAACAGAGCGAGAGCCAGUGUCCAAGUAGUAUGCUUGUUCCGAGAUCGACAGCCCUUGCUCGCCAGGCAGCACGCCCCAUCACGAGAAUGAUGUCCACGUCGGCAGUCAGGCGCGCCGGCGAUGAGGGCUCAACAGCUGGCUCUCAGACGUUCGGCGACCGAGAGAAAGCUCAGGAGAACGCUUACAUUCGCGAACGGGAACAAGCCAAGCUGAAAGAGCUGCGCAAGAAGAUUGCAGAGCAGAAGAAGCACCUCGAAGAUAUCGAAAAGUCGCUGGACGAUCUCAAAUGAUC